AAUAGAUACAAACAGAUGCCUUCCUUUGUCUUAAUUUGGCAGAAAAUCUACAAGAAGAAUGAUCUGGACCAGUCUGGCACCAUGAGCUCCAGUGAGAUGCGAGUUGCUGUUGAGGAAGCUGGUUUCCACUUGAAUAACCAGCUGACCCAGAUCAUUGUGGCCCGCUAUUCCGACGUGGAUAAUCUCACCCUUGAUUUCGAUAACUUUGUUUCCUGUCUAGUUCGCCUGGAAGCUGUUUUCAAAAUGUUUAAUUCUCUGCCCAAGGAUGGAGAUGGUCUUGUCGAGCUCGGAAUGCUGCAGUGGCUAACGUUGGCCAUGGGCUGAUGUUGCUGGACCAGCAGUGGAUGUGGAAGAGCAAUUUCCACUGGGACAGCGCUCCGUGGAGUGUCCAUUCCUUCUGAGGCAUGCACCCUGCUGUCUCUCUGGUUGUGUCUUUGGGAUCUUGUGCUUAUGCCCUGCCUCAGGGCUGCUUGUGUUUCUAGCAGUGGGUCAUAUCGCCAGUGCACUGUGCUCUGAUCUCUGCGGUGGAUUAACUCUUACUCUGUUGCCUAAUCCUCAGCAUGGCUUUCUCUGAGGACCGGGUGGGUGUACCAACUUGGUCACUUUGUUGUAUUUCUGACUGAAUAAAAAUGGGUUGAAAACUCUGGGAGCACUCUGAACAAUG
This is a messenger RNA of Chiloscyllium plagiosum (whitespotted bambooshark), 664 nucleotides long. Lineage: Eukaryota; Metazoa; Chordata; Chondrichthyes; Orectolobiformes; Hemiscylliidae. The record is from RefSeq and is a predicted model, not a curated record.